AUGGCAUCAGAGAUGCUAAGAGGCAUAAAAGACGAAGUUGGCAUAAGAGAAGCAAGGGAAGAGUAAGAAACACAAGGGAAGCAUAAGACACAAGAGAGGGCUAAGUACACCUCUGGUAUGAUAAUAAAACUCAUGGAUCUUUUAACUGACUUCUGUGCUUUAAAUUGAACUGAAUGUAUUUCAUGCAACCAUACAAUAUCUACAUUUAUACAUUCAUGCAUGCAUUAUAAAUGUAAUGUUAUCAGUAUUAUUCCAUAUGUUUUAUAUAUCUUACUACAGUCCCAACUACUUCAACUAUUUGACAGAUUUGCAGACUAACAAAACAUGUAUACAGAUUUUUAUUUUUUGAAUUUGACCAUUUUUAUUGAUUUUUUUUACGUUUUGUAGGGGUACAGAAAAGAAGGGUGGUUACAGGGGAAAAGCAGGUAGUUUAUGUAUACAGAUUUAGAUUGAAAAUUUUAGUAAUUUCAUUUUUUAGUGUUUGUAAAUAUUGUCAUCUAUUUAAUAGCAAAAUAAGUUUGGCAAAUAAACGUUAGUGACUUCAAUUAUUUGCAGUCUUUUGCCACUAGCUAUAUGACAAAUUUGUCAAAUGUAUCCUCCCUUACUCUUAUAGAGCUCUUCAUGUAAAUCAUAGUGUCUGCAUCCUGUUAUAAGCUGUGUGUGUCACAGACUGAGCUCAGUGAUAGGAACCAGCAGAUACUGUGUAUUGUCUGCUCUUAUUAUCCACUGAACAUAAUGAGGGCUUUCUACAUAGUGCUUCCUCUGCUGAUAUCUGUGUCAUGUAAGGAACACAUGUAUGCUGUACAUAACCAUUUUAUUUUCAGGCAUUAUACAUUACAUGUUCCUCUUAAAUUGUUAUAUUUGUUUCUUUUACAGAUGUUCUUUCCCAGACAGUUAUUCUGGACCAACCUGGAUCUGCAGUUGUGAAACCCUCUGAAACCCUGAAAAUCCCAUGUAAAGUCUCAGUGUCUGUUACUAGUGCUCACUGGGCUUGGGUCAGACAGAAAGCAGGGUCAGCACUGGAAUAUAUUGGGUAUAUUGCUAUUGGUGGGGGCACUUUUUGUGCCUCGAUCUUCCAAGGAAAAGUAACUUUCACCAGAGACACAUCAAAAAAUGAACUUUACUUUGAAAUGCCAAAUAUGAGAAGUGAGGAUUCUGGGACAUAUUACUGUGCGAGAGACACUGUGACCGAAGGAAAUCAAAACUCGUUAUAA
Messenger RNA from Pelobates cultripes (western spadefoot toad), 1214 nucleotides. NCBI's taxonomy places the organism in Eukaryota, Metazoa, Chordata, Amphibia, Anura, Pelobatidae. The record is from the annotation of a GenBank genome assembly.